Betta splendens (Siamese fighting fish) is the source of this 2393-nucleotide messenger RNA. RefSeq names its product ras association domain-containing protein 1-like. The coding region runs from base 421 to 1518 and encodes 365 amino acids. Gene Ontology annotation, biological process: Ras protein signal transduction. The transcript has 7 exons. Gene Ontology annotation, cellular component: nucleus; microtubule cytoskeleton. Lineage: Eukaryota; Metazoa; Chordata; Actinopteri; Anabantiformes; Osphronemidae. The record is from RefSeq and is a predicted model, not a curated record.
CAGACGAAGCCUCUGUGCGAAAACAUCCCGGAUGUCGGCGCGGCUCGGUCUCGUGUCACUCUCUCCUUCUCAUCACAACCCGCUUCCUCCUACCCGACUGCGACGAAGCCGGAGAUAGUUGGAGUCCGUGGACGUCUUUGAUGUCGCCGACAGUAACGCUGAGCCUCCCUCGCUGACUGGAAGCGCGUUUGCCCGCGGUGACCCGUUAUUUCCUGAGAUGUAGCCCAGGCUGAACCUCCGUCAUCGGGGAACUCUCAGAAAUGUCUGCGGAAACUUCUUCAUCUUCGGAUGGAGGACAGUUGUGAGACAAAGCCGUCGCCGCUGGCUCGGGUUCUCCCCUGAUUUGCUUGAUUGACAAGCUGAAGUCUUCUCUGACUUUCAGUGACGAUGGAGGAGGUCAGGUUCUGAGUGACAGCAAUCAUGUCUUGGGGGGAGUUCAUCGAGCUGCACGAGCUGCACGCGAGCGGGGAGCGCGUUGAGCUGACUGGAACGCACGCGCCGUGCUCGCCGCCGCGCCUGGAGAGAACCAACGCCCUGAGGAUCAACGCCGCCAAGGUCCCGGACCUGCUGAGCCGGGUGGGCAUCAUCAGAGUCCUGAGCAGCGCCCACGACCCGGCGCUGCCCGAGGAGAAGGGGGAGGGGCACCACUUCCUGCCCUGCAGCCACGCUCAGCCCACGUGGUGCGACCUGUGCGGAGACUUCAUCUGGGGCCUUUACAAGCAGAGCCUGCGCUGUGUCAACUGUCGGUUCACAUGUCACUACCGCUGUCGCCCGCUGAUCCAGCUGGACUGCAGCUGGGACCGAGGCUCUGCAUCGGACCAAACUGGUGUCGUGGAGCACGCUAUAGAAACGGACACGAAUGUGGACGAACAGAUUGAUUGGGGCAAGCAGGAGUUGACAACUCCAGAUAUUAAGCAGAAGGUGAAGGAAUACAACGCUCAAAUCAACAGCAAUCUGUUCAUGAAUGUGAAUAAGGACGGCUCCUACACUGGAUUCGUCAAAGUGCAGUUCAAGUUGGCGCGGCCUGUUUCUGUUACUCCUCCCAAGAAAGGAGGUCAUGAAGCUGGAGGGAGGAGGGGCAGCGGAGUGAAGCGCCGCACCUCUUUUUACCUGCCGAAGGAUGCGUCCAAGCACCUGCACAUCAGCUCACGCACUUCUUCCCGUGAGGUCAUUGAGGCCUUGCUAAAAAAGUUUACAGUGGUAGACAAUCCUGCAAAGUUCGCUCUUUUUGAGCGCAGUGAGCGUCAUGACCAAGUUUAUGUUCGUAAACUGUCUGAUGACGAGCGUCCCCUCCGCCUGCGUCUGUGUGCUGGGCCCAGUGAGAAAGUCCUCAGUUUUGUCCUCAAAGAGAACGAAACUGGAGAAGUCAAUUGGCAUGCCUUCUCCAUGCCUGAACUGAACAACUUUCUGCGCAUUCUGCAGCGUGAAGAGGAGGAGCACAUCAAACAGAUCGUGCAGCGUUACGCUCUGGCCCGCACCAAGAUGCAGGAAGCUCUUGCUGGUUCCACCCCUGGCUGAGACGUCGCUGCGCUUGGGGUUACAUGUGCACUUUUUGGCUGGGCACCUGAAGACAACCGGCCAAUGCUGCAUCCAAAGAUCCCAGAGAACACAAGUCUGAACACCUCUUUGGUGAACGAGAGAGUGAGACAGGGCGCAAGACAGUGAGAGAGAGAGCUAGCGCGAAUGUGCGUGUGAAAUGAUGCGAGAAGUGAGAAGUGCCUUACACCUGGAGAGUCUGAUGUGCCUGAGAGAAUGAGUUGAGAGAAAUGAAGACUGGCUAAAGAGACCAUGGUCAUAUGCCCCAUUGGGUAUCAUCUGAUUUUCCUGUACCUCAGCCGUGACACGUUUAGCAUUAGAGAAACUGUCAGAGAUGGUUUUAGUUAUUUUUAGGUUUAAAAUAGACCCCUGUGUCAGUGAUGCAUAAGUAGGACAAGUCCUGAAGAUGAGUACUGUCACAUCCAAGUGAAAAAAGGAGGUUCUGUUAAUGAUCAAAAUUAGACCUACACAGUUACCCUGUUGUGUUAAACGUGCUGAAGGUAUUUAGAGUCUCAUUUGACCCGGGCUCGAAGGUCUGCCAUGUCCUCUCUACACCCUGAUGGGUGCAACUCUUCUUUUUAAUAUCACUGUCAAUUUGUGAGUAUGAUGAAUGGACAUUUGUAAUUAUGAAUGUCGAGAGAGUCACACUGGUUGACUGGAACAAUGAAUGAAUAUUGAUAAAUGUACUUUCAACUUUCAUUUCUUUUUUCCUAUAUUUUUGUUUUCUUUCCUGUCCUUUAAAAAUGUUUGUCCACUAUUUUUCAGGGUCACUUUUAUUAUAUCUGUCUGUCCACACAUUGGUGUUGUAGCACUUCACAAAUGUGCACUGUGUUCAGUAAAGAAUUCUUAUUCCAGUA